GACAGUGUGUGUGUGUGUGUGUGUGUGUGUGCGUGAACGUGAAUCCAUGUACGAGUGUGCGCUGCUCGGGCUGGAUGUCGGACUGUUCCCCGGUGAAAAAGCACCGAACCCCGGUCGUGUGAGCAUGCCUCAGCUCGGCGUGUGAUCGGCUGGAAGUCGCGGAGCGGCCGCAGGGAGCCAGUCUCGUCUCCGGGCAGCUUUGCAGCCAGAGCACCGGCAGGAUGUUGCAAGUUUUAGCUUGUGGCGCCGUAGUUUUCCCCGGGCUGUUCUUCGCCUUCAGGAGGCUCCUGCCCUGCGUGUUCAGACACUGGAGCGAUGCCGACGUGGUGCUGGUCAGCGAGAGAGUGGUGUCCUCCAUCCAUGCCAUCAUGGCAACAACAGCAGGAGUCAUCAUUGUGACAUCAUGCAGGGACAACGUCAUUAACGACAGGCACUGGCUGGCCACAUACUUUGUCAUCUGGUACGGUGUGCCCUACAUGACAUAUGACAUCUUCGCCAUGUACCUCAGUCACUACCACCGUUUCCGUGUCAAAGGUCACGAGGACUACAAGCAGCACUCGCUGAAGACAGUGAACUCCUUCGUCCGCAGAGAGUUCCUGCUGGUGCUGCAUCACAUUGCGCUGCUCACCAUCCUGCUGCCGGUCACACUGUUCUUCAGGAAGGACCAGGGGGAUUUCUUCAUUGGCUGCUUGUUUCUAACAGAGCUCAGCACUCCCUUUGUCUCCCUGGGGAAGAUACUCAUUCAGCUUGCCCUCCAGAACUGCUGGCUGCACAAGGCCAAUGGCGGUAUGGUACUGCUCACCUUCUUUAUGUGCCGCAUCGCUCUCUUCCCCUACAUGUACUGGAUGUACGGCCGCCACUUUGGAAUCCCGCUCUACAGCGUGCCCUUCCACCUGCCACUGUCGGCCAACCUGGGCAGCUUGUGCAUCCUGGCACCACAGGUCUACUGGUUCGUGCUGCUUUGCCGGAAAGGCUACCGCCUGUACAAGCGUAGCCGAUGGCCCGAUCCGUCUCCUGCAGUCACAGUCACUGACAAUUCUAAGGAUGAUUGAUAUCCGGUUCACGAUUGCUCGCUCAAGCUGCACACUCAGCUACUAACGCAACUACUUCUACAGAGGCACUAGUUUGACUUAACAUUUUUCGAACCCCACCAUUGUACUGUAGUACACCAGGACUGCCUGCUGUUGUCCCACAAUUCCUGGGCAUUUUCCGCACACUUUUAAUUCCUCUGUUACAAAUCUGCUGCCUACAUGGACCUCUCCACCGAACUCUAACUACUGAAGUUUGCUGACUGGGGUGUUUUUUUUUUUUUUUUGGUUUUGGCUCUAGCCUGGAUCUUGUUGAAGUGCAACCCUGCGUCUGUCUACAUCCUCAACACGGAAGAAUGGUCAUGUUUGCUUCACUGAGAGUAAAAUGUGGAGUCAAAAGCACCAAAAACUGAAGAGGAGCUUCCACGGACAGACAUCUUAUCUCUUACUCCUACUGUGUUUACAGCCUCUGCUGAUUUGAAAGGUCUGUUACAGUUUGUGUGUGUGUGUGUGCGUGUGAGCGGCUGUUGCAACAGGUUGUAUUUAUUUUUAUGUUUUUUCUGUACUGUGUCCGAUAGUUUCCCAUCUCAUCCAUUGACUAAUCAAAGAAGAAGGAUUAGGAUAUCGGUGGGUGCGAACUCAGGCAGUAUUAGCAGGAAAUAGUAUGAAGAGAACAAGUCACCUCAUCCACACUAGAGAAAUAACAGCUACAGUUGUUAAUACCCAUUAAUGUGAUGUAAUGUUAAGGUUUCAGCCCUGUUUAUUGUGUUUGUAGUUUCCCACACAGCAUGCCAUCACAGCAACCACCCCACAUUCCUCACUGGAACAUCCAGCACAGAUUAAUAGUCCUGAUUCUUUUGUUUUCAGUAUCCAUCCCCUUCAAUAGAGCUGCUGUGGCUCAGUAUGCAUACUGUAUCCCCGUGAAUUUACGCUGCACAUGUACUCUCAACAUUUUUAAAGGGUUAGGAGGAAAUAUCGUCCUGUGUCGGUGCUUGAGAAUGGCGGCACCAAUGAGAGGUUUUAGCCGAGGGGAACCAUUCUUCAUUUGAAUCAUUAAGAGGUGCUUGGCACAAAAUACGCCCAUGUUGGAUUCUGGAAAGACCUCAAAAUAAUCACCUUUAGAAAAAUAUAAACCAGGCACCGCAUAAUACGUCAACAGGAUCAGAUUUGGACGAACCUGCACCUGGAUGAAGUUCAGAUUAUGAGUAUCUGCUUGAACGUGUGAGGAUUUUUCCCCGGUCCUGCAGAGCAGAGGGUCAGUUUGGCUUCAUGCUUCUGAGAGUUUAUGUUUUGGAUCCACAGUCUUUGUUUGAAACGUCGCAGCUGUCAUAGAAAUGCUGACAGUCUACCUGUUGAAGAUUAGUUUUCUCCUACAGGCGUUGGAGACAUGGUAGAGCCGUGGGACAAACUCAGGGUCAAGGUCAGAGCAAUAAGGUGAGCAGGGGCUCACCAGGGCAAAAUAAUAGAGGUUUGACAUUUCUGAGCAAUUAUCCACAUAUAUAACACAUAUAAAUUGAGGAUAUCGGGAGUAAUUAUUCCUGUAACACACUUGGAAGAUGAAGUUCAGUAAGUGUUGAGUUUCCCCAGGACUCCAGAAAUUUGUAUGCACUUCACACAGGGCUGUACAUACUUAAUGUUUUUAGACAUUUACAUCAUGUUUUAAUCAUAUAAAGCUAGUUUUAAACCUUAAUCUUAUAUCUAUAUCAUGCAAAGCAAUUACCUUUGGAUUCACAGUUGCAUAAUGACAUUUAUCUUAGACUUAAAGGCAUUUCAUUUUGAAUAUUUCUUCAUAUCAAAUAAUAAAUAGAAGAUAUAAUUUCUGCAGGGUUUGUUUCGUACACAGUCUUAGACCCUGAGUUAUUUAAAAUCCUUGGAUAAUAUUCUUGGUCAUUCAAGCUUUAUACUGAACUAACUGAUUAAGAAUGUGUUAAUGGCCUUUUUUUAUCUAUGCAAAAAGAGGCUGCAGUGCAUCUAUACAACACUAACGUCAAGCCAUAUCUAAUCGACCCACGCCUCAGUAUGUCAUGACCGUUUAAAUAUUUGGGGAACUACAUUUACUUUCCACUUGUACAUUUCUACCGGGACUCCAAACCACAAAUGCUUGAAGAAUUAUGUUUGACGUUUUUUUUUUUGUUUUUUUCUCCUCAUAUCUUUCAAAUUUACCUAUGAAAUGCUGAAAUCUGUAACAUGCAUAUUUACAGUUUUGGACUCGUACAACACUAUAACAAAUUAAGCUCUGUUGACAAAUCUGAAGGAGUUUUGCUGUUUGGAUACUGACUUGAUUGAUCUGUCACUAAGAAGCUUAAUGCUUAACAACACUAAAACCUACGUUGCAAAUGAGUUAACAGACUUUGGCAGUUGGAGAAGUUAUCUCAGUAGCAUCUUCUAAAAGGAGGUUUUCUGUUUUAUGAAUUCUUUUUAAAUCUUUGGUUUCUUGAAUAUUUGGGGAACAUCUUUUUUUUAGUUUCUUCCAUUUUCCAAUUCAAUAACCCAGUUGUGUUGCUGAGCAGCAGCUGCAUCAAAUGACAGUUGUGAAAUUUCUGUUCAUUUCUACUCAAAACAUUUCUAUUUUCCCCCAUGUUUGAAUUAUAACUUGAAUUUCUAACAGCAAGUUACAGCCCCUUAACUUGAAGGCUCUUUUGAGUCGCUAAUUCAUUUUUCCUCUGAAAUAAGCAAAACCAUAGACUGGACCAUAAGACUGUAAAUAAACAUGGAUGAUGUGUCUCCACCGUUUCCCCAUUAUCCAGAAAUGCAGCCAAAAUAUCCCAGAUUCAUCUUUUAAUGUCACGAGGAGCCAGAAUCUGCACAGUCGUGAUAGCAGAGCGGAGCCGUGGUAUCAGGAUCCUGUCAAUAUGCACGCUCAACCAAUCAUGCUAAUCAUGAGGUUUUAUAUCAUCAAAUAACAAGAUGAAACUUAUCUGAAAAGUUAAAACUUGAAUAAACAUCAGUUUGAUAAAAUGACAGAAACUAUCUUUGGGACAUUGUGGCUUCUGUCGUGUUUCUGUGCCCUUGUUCUGCAAUCUUGUUGUUGCGGUAAACACUUGUCUGUUGGAAGCAGCUUUAGACAGAGAAGGUGAUGAGUCGUCUUGAUUGUGGACAGACGGCUUGUUUGCUGACUAACAGUAUGAGGAUGAGGGAGUAAUGGGAGAUGAGCUGCUGAAUGAUGGGCUUGUUUGUCCGGUUUGGCUGGAGCCCAGCAGAGUGCAGGCCUCUUUUUGUCCACGGUUCACUGGGCCUCUGUUACUGGAAACAUCCCAGGCUCUUUGUUCUGCUCUCAGCUCAACGCUCCCAGCCUGUGUUUUAUUCUUAUUUUACUGUCCUGUUUUUGCUCUGCUCGGCCUCUUCCAUCCACACUCUGGAUGUGUAGUGAAAAGGCUUAACAGCCACCAACAAAAAAAUAUGGUAAAUUUUACUCUUACACUUUAUGAUGUAUUUAAGAGCUUGUUUAAAGUCUCCGCUUUCACUGUAGUUCACUGGUUGUAACGUAAGUCAACCGUUUUCAUUUAUUAUUUUAUUUAAAAGCUGCAGCUCAUUCUUUUUCCACCUAUCAUCUUUCUUCCAGCCUCCAUCCUCUUUCCUUCCUUCCUUCCUUCCUUCCUUCCAUCCAUCCAUAUCUGCUCCACCCCCCCUCAUGUUAACUCAUCCCGGUCUGUUGUCUGAUUUCUGCUGCAGUCACAGGAAGUUGCUGAGAGUGUAUGCGGAGCGGUGAGGCCGCUCCUCCUCUCUGCUGCCAUCUGUUGUCAGGAUUAUCUGUUGUCCACUCAGCAGCUCUCAGGCAACGACCAUCAGGAUUAGUUUUAGGAGUAGUUGGGCCUUUUCUGUUGAAACUGUGCGUGUCUCUCAUCCCAUCCACUUCCUUUAGAUACAUAUAUCUCAAUUUUCAGCCAGGAUGACCUCAAUCUCCACUGACUACACUGUAAAAACCGACAGGCAGCGUUGUUUUCGUGUUUUUCGGAAGAUUUUGAAAAUUUGAUAUUGGCAAUAUUAAAUCAUGCAUUGCUUUGCAUUUGAAAGAACUUCUUGACUAAAGCCUUCUUGACGUGUAGUGGCCUGUUUUGACUGUAUGAGCUUUGCAGAAAACUGAACCACAUUUGAAGCUUUUCAAAGCAUUUUCAGUUUAAUCUAAAGUUCGCUCUCAUUCUGACGGGUCCAAUUUAGAAUAAUGGCAACCGACAAAAUUGACUCACGGUUAUACAAAUGAAAUUCCGUGAGCUGGACCAUUUUGAUUUUAACAGCAGCGUCUUGUCUCUUGGCUUAAAAAUCGUGGAAUAACUACAGAAAAAAUAACAUUCCACUGUUUUUCAUCAACGCUUUAUUAUAUUUGAUCAUUAUUUUGUUUUAGAAUUUUGCUCUUGGUUUUUUUUUUGCAUACUUUAGGGGCACAUGUCCAGACUUCAAAUGGAAUUGCUAUAUUGCCGCUUGAUUUUAAAAUAAACAGAUUUUAUGGAUUGGCCAAUGUAUGUUUUUUUAUUUUGUUUUAGAAAACCUUGAAAAUCUAAUGAAUGAAUCGGACUUUACGUCGUUAAAAAGUUUUGCUCCAGAGACGUGACGGCAGGAUGACGAACCUCGUCUUCAGUUGCUCUGCGCCACAGAGAAUCCCUCAGAACACAGUAUGAAAGCUUCUUGGUUCAACACAGAGGACAUAUCUUAACAGGUCGUCUUUGUCACUCAAAAGAUUCUUAACAUACAAAGUCUUAAGUUCACCUCUCUGCUCAGGGUUUGAUGAAGUCUGAUGAGGUGUGUGUGUGCGUGUAUAGAGGUGUAUUGUAAGAAGCUGUGAGACUGACUCUGAAGAUGCAGAUUCUUUUUCUAUACGUGUGUUUUCAACAUAUUUUUUUUUUCCUAGAUUUGCUUCUAUUUAUGAUUUCUGACACGGCUUCUGAUACUUCAACUCCCAGGGGGUUGUAAAACCAAAGACUGUCAGGCACUUUAGUCAAUCAUUGUAGCUGUGGUGACAUGAAGAGAGAUCGGUUUUGAUUUCUGCUGUAGAUGAUUUCUCUUAAACACAACUUGGUGGGGGACCAACUUGGUGGUCUGAGGAGGUGGUGGAGUAAAUACACACUAAUCAGGUGUUAAAUUGAUCCUCCACUAACAUGCAACCUUUACUUAGAGUACAGUUACAUGUCCAGGUCUCUGAAACUACAUAAUGAUUAUAAUUAUACAUUUAACGGACACAUUUAAUGCACAAUAUGUCAUUUUCUGCCACUCGUAGUCUCUCCAUCUGAACAUUAACGAAAGAGGUAGUUCGGUCCUUCAGGAAUUAUCCGCAGACGUCUCCUCUACAAAAUAAACAGACUAUGUUUAAAAUGAGUAAAAACACUGAAUUAAGCAGUUUUCGUGUUAAAAGUGAUUUUUUUUUUUUAUGUGUUUUCUUUGACGCUCGUUGGCGGACACCGGACGUCUGCAGGUGGUGCUGUAAAUUGCACGAUUGUCAACAACCAGUCAAACAGCGAUGGCUAAUUCUGCUGCUGGUUUAAAGCAGAGAUGUUCUGAUAAUUGUUUUUCCCUUCCAGCAUGAAAUAUUCCCACAUUGCUGACAUUUUAGCUAGCGCUGGCUAACGCUACACGACCGGAAAUCACUUCUCUAAAACAGCGAAGAAGGGAUUUCCAGAUUACUGUUUCAUCUGGGUGAAAAUAAUCUGCUUUGAAGAUGCGGUUUCAGAUUGGUCCAUAUGAAUUUGCGUCCUCUCCGACCACAUACUUGACAAAGGCUCAAAGAUAACACCUAACAAUAUCAAAACCAAAAUGCAGAACAGUACGAUGCUCAUGAAUCUUCCUUUCACGUUUGGAGUUACUGUUGGGACGUGAAUGGUGACGAUAACAGCGUGCGGCGUCUCCUCUGCCACCAAGACACUUGUUUUAUUAUUUUGCUGCUUUGCAUCGUCACAUAUCUGCACACGGUCCUUUUCUCGUUAUAAACACGGAACGCUUAAAGGAAAUAAAUUAAAGCUACGUUCAUGUCAUGUUGGAUUAAUCGCUGGGGUCAGACUAUAUUAUAAUAUUAGCAUGAAAAUGGCGUUGGGAACAAAAGUGAGACAAAUUCUGCUUUUAAACUUGUAGCAUCAAUAUUGUGUUGUUUGUUUUUUUUUCUUCUGAAAUGAUGUGAAUGCAGCAUUAGACUGAUGAAAUGCACAAAAAUGAAUAGAAACUGUUGCUGGGGCUGAUUUUGAUCUUUGGACCGUGAACCAGACUUGGUCUCCUGUGCCUUGUGAUAAAUCUACUUACCCACAAAUCUCAGUGUGAAAGCGUAAAGCUGGCAGGCAGUGUUUACAGGUUGUGGCUGUAUUUAAUGGUUUAUCAUCAUCAUCACCAUUGCUCCAGCAAUUAAAUCAAGUUAAAGACGGUGAUUGAAACUAUUUUAAACCUGAUCGCUUUGCAUUUACUGCUAGAACGAGAAUAAAAUUAAAGCCUUUACAAUAAUAUUUAGUAGGAUUUCACAUUUUGUAGCAUUUAAUUUAUAUUUUCAAAUCAUCACGCAAAUCCCAUGAUGUUGUUUUUCUACAUGGAAUCAUUUGAGGAUGAAACCCUUUAAAGCAAAGACUUGUUCUAGUCUCGACUAUGUUUGUGUCUCCGUUGUUUUUAGAGCUUUUCAUCAGUUUGGUGGAUGUGGAAGUUUUGGAGAUUUGAAUCUGCUCUUCAUGUUAUUCACCUUGUUUUUUUUUGCUCUGGGUGUGUGAAUGACUCGAAGGCAGCACCAUCACAACCUUUAACACUUCCUGCCCCCACAUUAUUUUUGAUAGCAUUCUAAUUUUUCAUACAUAUCUAUCGAUCAGAUUUGAUGCAUCUGUCCUUUUUUGUAGCGUGACCUUUUCUGAGGAACUUUGCUACCUGAAAAGAGACUGGACUGUUUUUUUGAAUCUAACUUAAAACAAUUGAUGUAUAAGAUGAGUUAUGUACUGUAGCUGCAACUAGUGAAUUCAGAGCACCCCUUUAAAAUUCAAUAAAUUUUAUUUGAUAGACUGUUUA
Paralichthys olivaceus (Japanese flounder) is the source of this 7994-nucleotide messenger RNA. RefSeq names its product ceramide synthase-like. NCBI's taxonomy places the organism in Eukaryota, Metazoa, Chordata, Actinopteri, Pleuronectiformes, Paralichthyidae. Gene Ontology annotation, biological process: lipid homeostasis. The record is from RefSeq and is a predicted model, not a curated record. Gene Ontology annotation, cellular component: endoplasmic reticulum; membrane.